Messenger RNA from Bactrocera oleae (olive fruit fly), 979 nucleotides. RefSeq names its product Cuticular protein 78Cb (gene Cpr78Cb). Gene Ontology annotation, cellular component: chitin-based extracellular matrix. The record is from RefSeq and is a predicted model, not a curated record. NCBI's taxonomy places the organism in Eukaryota, Metazoa, Arthropoda, Insecta, Diptera, Tephritidae. Gene Ontology annotation, molecular function: structural constituent of chitin-based larval cuticle.
GUUUAAUUCAAAACAGUUGGAUCCUACGCUAUAAAAAACAUAAAUUAAACGCGCUCGUCCGCAGUUGUGAAAAUCACUUCAAACCCUAAACAUACACAAACGAAGCGAAAAAUAUACAAAAAAUUGUUUAGAAACACGAAUACAAAAAUAAAUUAAACGAAACAUUAGCGAUAAACAACAAAAUCUCCCUUAAAAAAAUUAUAUUAAUUUUUUAUUCAAAAAAAAAAAAUAGUGAAAGAAACUAAAGUUCAAACAAGCGAUCAAAGAUGCGGCGAAUAAAUAGAACACAAUCGAGCCCCUGUGUCUUUUUAGUAUUUGCCGUUAUGUGCAUCACCAGCUCAGCGAUCAAACCGCUACAUGCUGUUCAACUUGGCAAUCGCGAUGCAGUGAUCACGUUAUAUAAUGUGGCACCAGCCGACGACUUGGGUAUCUAUCGGUAUGCAUACUCGACGAGUAACGGUAUUGCAGUACAGGCCGCUGGCAGCGCACUGGAAACCAUUGGCAUAUUUAGCUACACCUCACCCGAGGGCAUACCAAUCGAAGUGCGUUAUAUUGCUGAUGAACUGGGUUUCCAUGCUGUUGGACGCCAUUUACCCCGUCCGCAACCAAUACCAGACUACAUACUUCGUUCGCUCGAGUAUAUACGCACGCAUGCGAAUGAGGAGGAUCGUGGCCGUUACAGGGUUUACAAAUAAAAUCAUAUUGUACACAUACUACAAUAUAUCAAUUAUAUUUUAAAUAUUUUGCAUUCUCAUAUGCGCACAGAAUAUAUUUAAUCAUUAAAAAAUCACAAAAAACCAUUUUGAGCUGCCGAAAUGGCAAAGUGCAUACAUUGCUAACGGUCAAACAAAUUAAACAAAUGCUCGUUGGUUCGACAAAAGUAAUUUAGUAAUUUUUGGUUUUUAUCUAGCAAAUUUAUAUAGCUAAUAAUAAUUGUAAGCACUUUCUAAUAUUACAUACAUACAUAUGUAAAUACACA